CUUAUCGUUCGAAAAGUCGUGGCACGUGAACGAGCAAGAGCAGUAUCGUGGUCAAACUAUAUAACCGCGAGUGGUCAUAGUACGCGAGUUGCCAAUGAGAAGCAGCGCUAGGUCGAACGAAGAAAAGCCGAGACGACGGGGGAUCCAAAAGGAGUUGGCCGGCGAAAGGGACCUCGACACGAUACUCGGCAGGAUACUCGUCGUGGAUCUUGGAGCCGCGACGAUUUAUGGGGGACUUUAGCGCGGCGGGUCUCUUCUCGAGUAGUUUGUCCACCACGAGCACCAAAUCUUCGAUCAGCAACGCGACAACAUCGGCGAGCAGCGCAUCAGCAGCAGCCGGCGUGAUAACGACGAUAACGACGAUGCAGGACGAUCUGUUGAUCGAGAAGCAGGCGGGCGGCAAAGCAGCGCCCCUGUCGCCCAGCACCGGCCUGGAGACCGUCGGCGGCCAGGAGAAGACCAAGGACCCGGUCGAGGUCGAGAGUAUCGCUAUCACGCCGACGACGCCCUCCUCGACCGAGAAAGAGAUCGCGUGCAGCACGACGAGCUCGGCCCUGCAGAGUUUCACCGAGGGUGCCGGAAGGGUGCCGAGCUUGUGGUCGGCCCCGGACGAAACCGGCCUCCACGCGCUCCCCGUCAACGGAUCCAUCGCCGCGUUUCAGAACUUUCCGAGCGGCGGGCCGACCGGUUUGUUCGCCGGCACAGGGCCGGCCGGCGCUCGUCGCGCAAUCACGGCCAGUCACAAUUUCCCGCAACAACACGGAACCGCGACCGCUCCCACCGCCAGGCACGGCGGCCUCCAAGUGUCGUCCGCUCAACAGCAGCAGCAGCAGCAACAGCAACAGCAGCAGCAACCGUCGCAGCAGCAGCAACAGCAGCAGCAUCAGCAGCAGCCGACAGCCACCUCGCAUCCGGGUGUUUACCUUCCUGGGAAGGGUUACGCGGCUUGGUCAGGUGGGCCGCAAGCGCCCCAACAGUGGAGCGCUGGGCCGCAAGCCGCGGUCGCGAGCCCCGGCCUCUCGCCCUGGAAUCGUGGCAGAUCGGUGCCGAAUCUUCCUCCCCUGCACUCGUCCCUGCACGCCGCGGCCGCGGCCGCGGCCGCGGUUGGGUUACAAGGCAGGAAGCCGAGUCCCACGUUUCCCGGCCACCCGGGCCCGGCCGCCCAUCCUUCUUGCAUCAGCCCUGUCAAAUUUCGAAGAAGCACUUCGUACCCCGGCAAGGGUAACAUGUAUCCGCCUCAACCAGCGCCCACCUUCGAAGUCACCACCGCCGAAGAAAGGGAUUUGUUACAGCUGCCACCGUUCCAGCAGGAUCGCAUGACAGCUAAUGGAAACUCACCACUGGACAAUAUGAGAACGUUGGAGCAUUAUUUGAGCGACAUUAUGCGGGCUGGUACAGCAGAUACCCCGGAACACGUAAAAGGAUACAUGAACUGCAAUGCCAGCACGCUGCAAUCGCUCACGCAACUGCACGGCAAAUCACCGUUCUUCCCGAGUUUGGAGGAUCAGAGCGGCACGCUGCUGGAGGAUCCUAACGCGCCCAGCCAAUUGGACGGCGUCGGUGGAGUCGGGGUCGGGGUCGGUGUCGGUGUUGGGGUCGGGGUCGGUGUGGGCGUGGGUGUCGGCGUGGGCGUCGGUGUUGGGGUCGGCGUCGGUAGCGGGAUAACCGGAUCUCAGACGGCACCGCUUUCCUCCCCGAGUCGGAGCAGUCCUCACAGUCAAGGCAGUGAAACCGGGGAACGCUUCUCUAGGAAAGUGUUUGUCGGUGGCCUGCCACCGGACAUCGACGAGGAGGAGAUCAAAGCGAGCUUUCGCCGUUUCGGGUCGUUGGUCGUCGAUUGGCCCCACAAAGCUGAGAGUAAAUCUUACUUUCCACCGAAGGGCUACGCUUUCUUGCUUUUCCAGGACGAGGCGUCCGUGCAACAGUUGAUCGACGCGUGCAUCCAAGACGAAGAGAAACUGUAUCUGUGCGUCAGUUCGCCAACGACGAAAGACAAACCGGUACAAAUUCGACCGUGGCGACUGAGCGACGCGGAUUUCGUAUUGGACGCUUCGAUGCCUUUGGAUCCGCGGAAAACGGUGUUCGUCGGUGGUGUUCCCAGACCGUUGAAAGCUGUCGAGCUGGCGAUGAUCAUGGACCGGCUUUACGGGGGCGUGUGUUACGCCGGCAUCGACACCGAUCCCGAGUUGAAAUAUCCGAAGGGCGCCGGCAGGGUCGCUUUCAGCAAUCAACAGAGCUAUAUAGCUGCCAUAUCGGCCAGAUUCGUCCAGUUACAGCACGGCGACAUAGACAAAAGAGUCGAAGUCAAACCGUACGUUCUGGACGAUCAAAUGUGCGACGAGUGUCAGGGACAACGUUGCGGAGGCAAGUUCGCGCCGUUCUUUUGCGCGAAUGUCACCUGCCUACAGUACUAUUGCGAGCACUGUUGGGCGACGAUUCAUUCACGGCCAGGUCGAGAAUUUCAUAAGCCGUUGGUGAAAGAGGGUGCAGAUCGACCCCGAACCGUGCCGUACCGCUGGUGUUAACCCCAGCUGCGUUGUCCCUAAUUAUCUCGCAACCCUAGCUAAUUAACUACCACUUCUACGUACCAACUCCUCCUCCUCCUCCUCCUCCUCCUCCUCCUUCUCCUGUGAUCACUUCUCGUCCCUUCUUUCGCACUACGAGACGGCAAGGGCCGAGGGCAAAGAAGGAAAAUCGGAGAACGGGGGGAACGGAGCGCCAGGGCAGUUUGUCCCUUCCUUUCGUCGAUCGUUUGGCGCCAUCUCGAGAGAACCGAUUGAGACAGGGAUCGGAGGAGGGAUCGAAGCGGGAUCGGGUAACACCAAGCUUGCCCUCUCCUCGAUGAAAGGAUGGCCGUCGUUUUCGGAUAAUUCGGGGCCGGUACGUGUACGAUUAAAACGUGUACGAUUAAAGUGUGAACGUGAUUCGAUAUGGAUAAGAGGUGAUAGCGAGUACCUGAUUUGACGCGAAACUGCGAGGUUUAAGAUUGGUGGAGCAUGAAAGGAGAGAGAAAGAGAGAGAGAAAGAAAGGGAGAGAGAGAGAAAGAGAGAAUGAGCGAAUGACCGAUGAGAAAGAUGGAACAGAACUUUGUGUAUGCGUGAAUGAAUGGAGAAUAGAAGAAAAAGGAAAAGAUGGGAAAGGCAGAAUAUUGGGGAAAAGGGAAAUGGUGGCUGGUGAAUAAAAGUGGUAUUAAUAAUUAUAAGGAAAGAGUUGGAAGAUGAAAUCGUAGAUAAUGGAAAACAUCCACGCUUCGAACCGCUGUUUAUAUUAGACGAUUAUCUGUAUCACACAAUCUUUAGCUAUUAAGAAUUAUUGGAUAUGUCGGAUAGGUGCGUUAUAUAUACAUACAUACAUACAUACAUACAUACAUACAUACAUACAUACAUACAUACAUACAUACAUACAUAUAUAUAAAACACACAUAUAUACACGCGUUUAUCGCGGCUCGCGCUCGUAGGCAAAAUAUUUGAGCGAAACGAACGAUUUUUUACCGAUUAACUUGUUCGAGUGCGGGGCAUAAUAGUAAAAAAGAAAAGUUAUCAUGGGAUAAAAUAGUGAAGAGUGGAUGAAAGGAAGAGAAGACGAAGGUUGCGAAUGAGCGGAUAGAUGGCGUGAAAGGUUAAGAGAGCGUAGUGAGACACGUGAAUGUCGAGCGUUUGAUAUGCGUGUGUGGGGAAGCGAAAGAGAGAGAGAGAGAGAAAGAGAAUAAGAAAGAAGAGGAAGAAUAAACUUAGAGAAGCGAAGUAGGGAAACGGAAUUCAAACGGACGUUGAAAUACGACGAUAGUCUAAUACGCUUAACGCGCCAUCACGCGUUAAGUUCGUUUAACCGUACCAGAUCCUCAGCCAAUAUCAUCUUUACCGAGCGACCUUUCCAAAAAAAAGAGAUAAGAUAAACGAAAGAUAAAUGAAAAAGAAAAAAAAAAGAAGAAAGAAAAAGGAAGAAGGAAGAAGGAGGGAAAAAGGAGGGAAAAUAAAAACCUCGUGCAGACUGUUACUCGUUUUCAAGAGAGAGUACAAAAAUGAACGGUCGCGUCGAAACUUGAAAGUCAAGGAAGAAGCACCGAAGAAGUGAGAGCGAAGAAAAAGAGAGAGAGAGAGAGAGAAAGGAAAAAAACGAGUCAAAGGGGACUAAUUUCGGCCGUGAAUCUGGAAAAAUCAUUAAGAGGAAAAAAAAAAAGAAAAAAA
This is a messenger RNA of Apis florea (little honeybee), 4188 nucleotides long. RefSeq names its product cytoplasmic polyadenylation element-binding protein orb2 (gene orb2). Gene Ontology annotation, cellular component: synapse; neuron projection; cytoplasm. Lineage: Eukaryota; Metazoa; Arthropoda; Insecta; Hymenoptera; Apidae. The record is from RefSeq and is a predicted model, not a curated record. Gene Ontology annotation, molecular function: mRNA 3'-UTR binding; transferase activity; ribosome binding. Gene Ontology annotation, biological process: negative regulation of cytoplasmic translation.